Corylus avellana is the source of this 1869-nucleotide messenger RNA. The record is from RefSeq and is a predicted model, not a curated record. Lineage: Eukaryota; Viridiplantae; Streptophyta; Magnoliopsida; Fagales; Betulaceae.
AUGGAGAUGUACAAGGACAAGGUGGAGAAGGUGGACAUUCUCAAUCAAAACAUUUCAAAAGCCCCCGAGUUAAAACUAAGGCUGCCCGUUCUGUUACGCCAUCCAAGAAACCAAGCGGGCAACCGACCACCAGCCGAGGAGUACGUAGAAGAAGAAGAAGACGGGUUGCUCUACCGGUUUUGCAAGACGAGGAAGACAAUCAGAAUGUUGUCGCAGACAAUCAGGGUGAGUGCAGUCUGUAAAUUAGACCAUUGCUCAUGGAGGAUUCAUGCCUCUACUGAUGCUACCAGGACUUCUUUUCAAAUUAAGACGUACUACCCGGUUCAUAUUUGUGGUAAUCAGUACGAAAACUCCAGAUGCGAUGUUGAGUAUCUUGUUCGUGCUUAUAAGAGGGACUUCAAGGAUGACCCCAUGUGGACACCAUAUGCAUUGAAACAGAGGGUGAAGAGAGACCUUAACAUCGAUGUUCCUAUUGACCGUUGCUAUAGAGCGAAGAAGGAGGCAUUGCAUCAAGUUUUUGGUAGGCACUCUAAGCAAUAUCGCCUCACACGGAGAUACGCAAUGGCAAUACUCAGCACGAACCCUGGUAGUAGUGCUUUUGUACACAGAGAUGGAGUAUUCUUUCAGCGGAUGUAUAUUUGUCUUGAUGCAUGUAAGAAAGGGUUCAGACAUGGUUGUCGGCCCAUAAUUUGUUUAGAUGCUUGUCAUCUAAAGGGGGAAUAUGGGGGGCAAUUGUUGUGUGUCAUAGGCAAGGAUGGCAACAACGACAUGUUCCCCAUUGCAAUUGAUGUGGCCGAGGCAGAGACAAUAGAUUCAUGGCAGUGGUUCAUUGCCAUUUUAUUGGAGGACUUAUGCGGGCUAGAAGGCGGACUUGGUUGGACUAUAAUGUCUGACAGACAGAAGGGGCUUGGAAUUGCAGUUGAGGCUGUGUUGCCACAUGCUGAGCAUCGCUUUUGUGUUCGGCAUCUACAUGCGAACCUCAAAGCGAAAGGCUACACAGGGAAAGCUAUGAAGGAUGAGUUGUGGGGGGCUGCACGUGCAGCCCAUGUUUAUGCGUUUGACCAUCACAUGCAGAAUAUAUUGUCAAUGGAGAAAGGUGCACACGAUUACCUUAGUGGUGUACCGAAGGCAUCAUGGUCCAGACAUGCUUUCAACUGCCAAACCAAAAGUGAUAUGUUAUUAAACAACUUGGCCGAGAGCUUCAACGCGUGGAUUAAGGAAGCUAGGAUUAAGCCUAUACUGACUAUGCUUGAAGAAAUUCGUCUGCAAAUAAUGGCACGCUUCCAGCAGAAAAGGAAUGGAAUCCGGUCGACGCACUACACAAUAUGCCCAAAGAUCCAGAAAAAAUUGGAGAGGUCAAAAAGUGAUGCAAGGAAUUGUAUUAGUCGGUGGCAGAAUGAGUUGGAGUUUGAGAUCGAGGACAUAUACGAGCCACGGCGUUUAGUCCGGUUAGAUCAUCGCACAUGCACAUGUGGAAGAUGGCAGAUGGACAAGUAUAUGCAAGGAUAUGCAGCUCGAGUGUAUGGCAUGGAAGGUCCACAGACAUGGCCAGCUGAUGAUCCAUGCGAUGAAAUCCAGCCACCUAUCAUUAGAAGGGCUCCUGGUCGACCAAAGAUUAGUAGGCGAAAAGCUGUAGAUGAGCCAACUAACCCCUACAAGCUAACCCGGCAUAAUUAUAAAGGUUGUCAUUUACCUUUGAACCCGGACCGGAAGAGGUGGAAACCGAAGAAAUAUAAGCCGAAAAAAGAUGCUACUCAAGCACAGGGAUCACAAGCUCACCCAGAAGCAGAAGCCCACGGACCAUCACAGCCAAGUCAUUGGUUUGACCUGCAGCUCAAUGCUGCUUUGAGCUGCAGCAUUGUAAAGUAA